Colletotrichum higginsianum IMI 349063 is the source of this 225-nucleotide messenger RNA. RefSeq lists its product as uncharacterized. NCBI's taxonomy places the organism in Eukaryota, Fungi, Ascomycota, Sordariomycetes, Glomerellales, Glomerellaceae. Bases 1 to 225 code for a protein of 74 amino acids. The transcript has a single exon. The record is from RefSeq and is a predicted model, not a curated record.
AUGUGCACAAGCAAGAUCGGGCUGCAGGGUUAUCUCUACGACAUCAACAAGGCCAACACCGGCGAGUGCGAAUGCGGCCGCGGAAGACAGAAGGUGCGACAUACCAUCCUCGAGCGCAGAAACUGGAUAGACGAACGGUACCGGAUGUGGGCAGGCAAGCGAACGUACACGGACAUGAAGCAAAUUCUCUGCAACCCGUCAAUGGCAGUACAAGAAGUCAAAUGA